CAGGAGGCCGCUUACAGCCGUCCGUUCGCAACUACGUGUCCUGCUGUGUUUGGGAGCUAUCAUGCUCGUAGGAAUACGCACACGUGGUUGUUGGUCGAAGAGUAAACAAUUCCAUGCAAGCGUGUAUCGCAUUUAAGAACCUGUGCUAUAGCAUCGACAGUGUAUGUAGCUACAUCUUUUGUUCAAUAUCUGGUUUCCAGGCGGUGAAAAUGUCUGAAAUGUGUGUUUUCACAAGAGUUUUUAAAUACGCAAAAUUUUCUACGUAGUAUUUUAACAAGUAAAAGUGGAGGUGUGUAACCAUUGUUUGUCGACUGUAGUACGGCAGUGUCCCAGCGAGCCACUAUCGCCCUUCAGGCCCUGCUGAGUGCGGCCGAGUGGCGCUGCUAUCCUGGCAGUGUUAUCUGGUCGCAGAUACCGGCCUCGCGAUAGCCGCGCCGCGUGGUCUCUGGCCUCAGUCCAGGACCAGGCGAGCGAGGCCGGCGCCGGUGCGCGUCUCCAGUCGCUGUGCAUGACGCGUGGCAGGCAUGGCGCUGUGGCGGCGGAGGGCGGGCAGAUGCACGCGCACUGCCGCCUGUGUGGUCCUGGCGACGCUGCUGUGGCUGCAUCUACACCUGCAGGUGGCGAGGCCCGCCUCUAGCGCCGAGGGGGGCGGCCCGCCCCCGGGGGCAGAGGCUCCCUCUCCCGGCCACCGAGGGGCGGCAGAGCUCACUUCCACGACGUCUCCGAGGGCGCGGGCGCAGCGCGGCAGCACCAGUCAGCCCGGCAUCGCCGACAUCCGCCGCAGCCUCGAGCGCUACAACGAGGCGCAGGCAGUGCUCAACGAGGACGUGUUCGGGCCCGUGCGGAACGACACUCUGGUCAUCGUGGUGCAGGUUCACCGGCGAAUGGCCUACCUGCGGCACCUCAUACACAGCCUGGCACAGGCACGCGACAUCGACCAGGUGCUGCUGGUGUUCAGCCACGACUUCUACGACGAAGAGAUGAACGAGCUGGUGCAGAGCGUCGACUUCUGCAAGGUCAUGCAGAUAUUCUACCCGCACUCCAUCCAGACCCACCCGCACGAGUUUCCCGGGGAAUCGUCCGACGACUGUCCUCGCAACAUCAAGAAGAAGGCAGCCAUUCAGUCGCAGUGCGUUAAUGCUAUGCACCCCGACUCAUACGGCCACUACAGGGAGGCGAAAUUCACUCAGAUCAAACACCAUUGGUGGUGGAAGGCCAACUGGGUGUUCAACAAGUUGACAGUCACACACAACCAUGAAGGCCUGGUGUUGUUUCUGGAGGAGGACCAUUACGUGGCAGAGGACUUCAUACACAUACUGCGCCUCAUGCAGCUCACAUGUCGCACCAGCUGCCCGCGAUGCAACAUCCUCUCCCUCGGCACGUACCAGAAGAAGUUUGACUUCAGCAAGGAAUCUAAUAAGACAGUGGUGGCGCAGUGGACGGGCAACAAGCACAACAUGGGCAUGGCGCUGAACGGCAGCACGUGGCGCGCCGUGCAGAAGUGUGCACACGUGUUCUGCACGUAUGACGACUACAACUGGGACUGGAGCCUGCAGUUCUCGGCACAGCAGUGCCUGCGGUCGGACCUGGUCACCCUGAUGAUGAAGCAGCCGCGAGUGUUCCACCUGGGAGAGUGUGGUCUGCACCAUGGCAAGGCCAACUGCGAGCCGAGGGCAGCGCUGUCAGCCGUCCAGUGGCUGCUGCAAGCCGCGCGCCAGCACCUCUACCCACCCGCCCUGGCUGUCACCGCCCCCCGGGCCUCCAGGAAGAAGCUCGUCAAGAGCAACGGCGGCUGGGGCGACGUCAGGGACCACCAGCUCUGCCUCAACAUGACGCUCCCGGCUCGAUGACUCUUCCAGGGCCCUCCGUGUGUCGUUCUGGAGGGCGUCCAUCGCCACGGCAGGCCUCGGGAUUGCCCAUUCCAGUGCUCGAUGGUGCACAUGUCACCAUGUGGACAUCCCAUCAGUGCAACACCUGGCCACCCUGACUUGGUGGUGACCACCGCAGUGCUUCAUCCGUCACCGAGAACUCUCUGUUUGCCCGGCUGGAGGAGAGCUGUGAGGCUCAGCAAUACUCACAUUCCGGAGGACUCUUUCAUGCCUACUCACUAGAAGUAGUGCUGUAGAACCAGCGCUACUCUGUCCUACAAGCAGGGCGAGUGUUGUGUUUGCUAGGGCUCGCGUGCUCCUGUCCCUCGUGACUGACGUGUGAGUGGCGAGACUGCCGCGGGUGCUUGCCUCUGCUGGACCAGUUCUCAUCACGUGUGCUCAUGCGAUAGUGUUGAGGCCUAUACAGUGAUCGUGAGUAAACGAGGAGGUUUUCAUCGUGCCAGGGAAAGAAAUUCAGGGAUGCUAAUAAUUCAAGUGAAAUCAUAAUUAUACUAAAUUAUUGCUUUAAAGACUGUGAGGUAUGUAAAUAAAGUUUUGCAUUUCAGAACAAAGUGCAAUAAAUUUUUUACAGCUGUGGGAAAUGAGGUAGAUGAAUGAAAAUACAUUUUUUUUUGUAAAUGAAUGUAAAAAUGUACAUUUAUAUAUAUUUUUAAUUUAAGGUUCUGUGGUUUUUUAGUGAAAAUAUGCCCAAAUAUGGAAUUGGGUAUGCACCCUAAAGAGUGAAUGCAGGUGUUUAUAGAUGUACUAGUUGCUACACGAGGAUACUUUCACAUAGUGUUCAUGAUUACAGCACAUAGUUUUUGUACGACAUAUUUGCCCGAGGUAAUGACUUCGCUGCAGCUCAGCUCUGUGCAUGAAAGAAAACGACUUAUGUUUGGUUAUUGGCAAGCAGUUAACAUAGUUGGCCAUGAGGAAAGCAUGGAGUGUCCAUAGAGACGGGAUCAUAUGCCAGUUCUCGAAACUUCACAACUUUUGUUUGUCAUAGAAAGCCUUCUGUGUUCAUACAAACUGUCAUCGUUAUGUUGUCAGAUUAUCUGUUAAGUUUCAUCAUUGGGUUCGUAAUUGUGCAGCCGUGUUGUCUGGAGUUACGAGUAUUAUUCUGUAUUUACUAUUCUUGAUACAUUGUCUCGUUAUCACCCCAUUGUGUUCGUCUGUGCUGUGAUUUUUUUUCCGGACUGAAUCCCUUCCAAAUACUUAACUGUGCGGUCUUGCUGACAUCAGCUGAUAUUGGCCUUGUUUUUCUUAUGUUUAUGUAUGUCAUCUUUGUUUUCCAACCUGGAGAUUUUUCUAUGACAAUCAGUAAUGGCAUAUGUAAAAUAAAUUAUUUCGAAACAGUC
Molecule: messenger RNA, 3226 nt
Organism: Bacillus rossius redtenbacheri
Lineage: Eukaryota; Metazoa; Arthropoda; Insecta; Phasmatodea; Bacillidae
Product: alpha-1,6-mannosyl-glycoprotein 2-beta-N-acetylglucosaminyltransferase-like
Exons: 7
Coding region: 525-1850 (441 amino acids)
Biological process (GO): protein N-linked glycosylation; oligosaccharide biosynthetic process
Cellular component (GO): Golgi stack; Golgi membrane
Molecular function (GO): alpha-1,6-mannosylglycoprotein 2-beta-N-acetylglucosaminyltransferase activity
Source: RefSeq, a predicted model, not a curated record